Messenger RNA from Phycodurus eques (leafy seadragon), 2023 nucleotides. RefSeq names its product wingless-type MMTV integration site family, member 7Bb (gene wnt7bb). Gene Ontology annotation, molecular function: frizzled binding; cytokine activity. The transcript has 4 exons. Gene Ontology annotation, cellular component: extracellular region. Gene Ontology annotation, biological process: canonical Wnt signaling pathway; cell fate commitment; positive regulation of JNK cascade. The record is from RefSeq and is a predicted model, not a curated record. The coding region runs from base 4 to 1065 and encodes 353 amino acids. NCBI's taxonomy places the organism in Eukaryota, Metazoa, Chordata, Actinopteri, Syngnathiformes, Syngnathidae.
AUCAUGAUCCUGUUCUCCUCGCGCAGUGUUCUGCUGUCAGUCUACUACCCGCAGAUCUUCCUCAUCCUCACCAGCGGCAGUUACCUGGCCCUGUCCUCAGUGGUGGCUCUGGGCGCCAACAUCAUCUGCAACAAGAUUCCCGGGCUGGCACCUCGUCAGCGGGCCAUCUGCCAGAGCCGCCCGGACGCCAUCAUUGUUGUGGGCGAGGGCGCCCAGAUGGGCAUCAAUGAGUGUCAAUAUCAGUUCCGCUAUGGACGCUGGAAUUGUUCGGCGUUGGGGGAAAGGACGGUCUUCGGGCAGGAGCUGCGUGUAGGCAGCCGGGAGGCGGCGUUCACCUACGCCAUCACGGCGGCGGGUGUGGCCCACGCCAUCACGGCGGCGUGCAGCCAGGGCAACCUGAGCCAGUGCGGCUGCGACCGGGAGAAGCAGGGCUACUAUAAUCAGGAGGAGGGUUGGAAGUGGGGAGGGUGCUCGGCCGACAUCAAGUACGGCAUCGAGUUCUCCCGGCGGUUUGUCGACGCCCGGGAGAUUAAGAAGACCCCACGUCGCCUGAUGAAUCUGCACAACAAUGAGGCGGGGAGAAAGGUUCUAGAAGAAAGGAUGAAGCUUGAGUGCAAGUGCCACGGCGUCUCGGGCUCCUGCACCACCAAAACGUGUUGGACGACGCUCCCCAAGUUCCGGGAGAUCGGCUACGUGCUCAAGGACAAAUACAACGAAGCCGUGCACGUGGAGGUGAUGCGGGCCAACCGCCUGCGACAGCCCAGCCACCUGAAGGUGAAGCAGACUCAGGGCUACCGCAAGCCCAUGGACACGGACCUCGUGUACAUCGAGAGCUCGCCCAACUACUGCGAGGAGGACGCGGCCACGGGCAGCGUGGGCACCCAGGGGCGCCUUUGCAACCGCACCUCGCCGCACACGGACGGCUGCAACCUCAUGUGCUGCGGGCGGGGUUACAACACGCACCAGUAUACCAAAGUGUGGCAGUGCAACUGCAAGUUCCAGUGGUGCUGCUUCGUCAAGUGCAACACGUGCAGCGAGCGGACGGAGGUGUUCACCUGCAAGUAGAGGACCACGGAACGCCAGAUAAGGACCAGUGAGAGAUUUUUUGGCCAUCGACACUACCAGCUCUUCACGGCAUCGUUUUGCACACAAGAAUCUUUAAUUUGCUUUUCACAGAGUAAAACGCAAACUACCAGUAGGCGACUUCACGCCAGGAUGUACGCAGUGACCACAACACGGUGAGAAGUGCACUCUGGGAUUUUAAGACCCACAAGAGCCUUUGUCAAUGAGCGAAAACCUCCAUGAGUUUUCUGAGUGCGUCAGCGGACUUGGACGACCGCCCCCGAGUCCCAUGCCGAAUUGGCUCGGGGCGCACAUUGGGACACAAUUUUGUAAGCAAGGUGCGUUGAGGUGUACCCAAAAAAUUAAAAUAUUGAGCGGAAAACUCUGCGGAAGCUUCUGCUGCCAACUGGAAUAUGGUGGAGUUAAUGUUAGUCUUCCAGUCACACUGGAACUGUCUGUUCUGCACACUGAAAUAUAAAUUGUUUAUUUAUGUAAUAGUAUCUUUAAAAAAAAACAAAAAACAAAGCACUAACGGGUAGAGAUGUCUUUUUUUUUGUACUAAGUGUAAAGAAAGUACUUUAGGAGCUCUGACUGAAGCUGUAUGUCUUUAAGAAAACACCCCCAUCCGACCCUUAAAACACCUCAUCUUCUCUUGUUAAAAAGAGCCUCUUUAAAACGUGUCUCGCAUUCCCAACACCUUGGCUCUAUUUAAGUGUUGCAUCGUUUGUUUUUCUCGCGCUCCGUUGCUGGCGCGGGGUGACGUCUCGUUGGAUGUUCGAGCGGCGGGAAUGUUCCUGGAAGCUGGAUGUUGUUGUCGAGUGCUGCACUGAUACUUUCUCUUCAUUCGUGCUAAAUAAAAGUCCCCAUUUGAAAAGUACUCACCAAAGGCACGUCUAUUUAUGUUGUCGCUGACCGUUGAGUUGCCUCUACGCACUCACUUAACAUUACUUUACAUUAGCAA